AUGUCGGCUCACACCGUCAGACCGACGUCGUACCUCGCGCCGCAGUACAUAAAUGGCGUAUACAUACCUUCCGCGCUCCUGAUCGUCGGCUGCGCGAUCGUCAAGAAAGAAUGGCUGCCCUUCGCCGUGCUGCUGGCAGCCAUAUUAGGCGGGUGGAAGGUGUACAACAACCAAGCAAGAAAAGUGCUCAAGCCAAACGAGUUCCAGGAGUUCGAGCUCAAGGAGAAGACGAUAAUAUCCCACAACGUCGCCAUCUACCGCUUCGGUCUCCCCCGCCCAAUCGACAUCCUCGGCCUCCCAAUCGGCCAGCACAUCUCCGUCGCAGCCACCAUAGCCGGCCAGCCCAAAGAAGUCGUGCGCAGCUACACGCCCAUCUCCUCGGACGAGAACUCCGGCUACUUCGACCUGCUCAUCAAAUCCUACCCGACCGGCAACAUCAGCAAGCACAUGGCCUCCUUGAUGGUCGGCCAGGCCAUGAAAGUCAAAGGCCCGAAAGGCGCAAUGGUAUACACGCCCAACAUGGUCAGGCAUCUCGGCAUGAUCGCCGGCGGGACGGGCAUCACGCCGAUGCUGCAGGUUGUCAAGGCGAUUAUUAGGGGGAGACCCCGGAACGGCGGCACGGAUCGCACAGAGGUGGAUCUGAUCUUCGCGAACGUGAAUCCGGAGGACAUCCUGCUGAAGGAGGAUCUAGACGCGCUGGCGAAGGAGGAUGAGGGCUUCAGGGUGCAUUAUGUGCUCAACAACCCGCCGGAGAAGUGGGAUGGUGGCGUGGGGUUCGUCACGCCGGAUAUCAUCAAGGCUAAGCUACCGGCCCCGGCAAAGGACAUCAAGAUCCUGAUUUGCGGUCCCCCGCCUAUGGUCAGCGCCAUGAAGAAGGCUACGGAGUCGCUGGGUUAUGACAAGCCGAGGCCCGUCAGCAAGCUUGAGGAUCAGGUGUUCUGCUUCUAA
Molecule: messenger RNA, 948 nt
Organism: Coniosporium apollinis CBS 100218
Lineage: Eukaryota; Fungi; Ascomycota; Dothideomycetes
Product: NADH-cytochrome b5 reductase 1
Exons: 4
Coding region: 1-948 (315 amino acids)
Cellular component (GO): endoplasmic reticulum
Molecular function (GO): oxidoreductase activity
Source: RefSeq, a predicted model, not a curated record